GCCACUCUCUCUCGCCUUCUAAAGCGUAAAAGAUGACUUUCAAAGUUGCUGUAUUCGUUUCCUUAAUGGCUGGUGCCCUAGCUGACUCUGGCCCUAGAUACAGUCCUCCAACACCUUCCUACAAUACACCCGCUCCUACAUACAGCGCCCCUGCAGCUGCCCCUUCGGGACCUGCCCAGUACGACUUUAACUAUGCCGUGAAGGACGACUACUCCGGAAACGACUUCGGUCACCAAGAGAGCCGAAAUGGAUACGACACUCAGGGUACCUAUUACGUCCAGCUUCCCGAUGGUCGUCUGCAGACGGUGACUUACAUCGUAAACGGCGACUCCGGUUACGUAGCUGAAGUUUCUUACCAAGGAGAAGCCCAGUACCCAGCCCAGGAGCCUUCCAGGUCCUAUCAACCCGCUCCUACUCCGUCCUACCAGCCUGCUCCCACCCCUGCCUAUGGCUAAUCUUUUAUAAUGACAUCGAAGGUCCUCUAAAGCAGGAAUUAAUUAUAUGUAUAUGAUUGUUAAUAAAAUAUGGUGUAAAUAG
Penaeus chinensis is the source of this 537-nucleotide messenger RNA. RefSeq names its product pro-resilin-like. Gene Ontology annotation, cellular component: extracellular matrix. The transcript is spliced from 3 exons. The record is from RefSeq and is a predicted model, not a curated record. Bases 33 to 455 code for a protein of 140 amino acids. NCBI's taxonomy places the organism in Eukaryota, Metazoa, Arthropoda, Malacostraca, Decapoda, Penaeidae.